GCGCGUCGCCGUGCGUUUCAAAGCCGUGCGGGGCUCCGGCAUGCGCGUGAAGUCGCGGCGUUGCCCAGGAACGGCGCUAACGCCGGUCAUCCCGCGUGUUUCCCAGGGACCGCGCUUCCGUCCCCCCGCCGGCUCCCGCAGGGACUGGAUCGGGCCCCCCGACAAACGCUCCAACCUGCGCCCCGUCAUCUUCCACGUGCCGCCCCGCGAGUCCCCGCUGGAACGGCGGCUGCGGGAGCUGCGGGAGGAAACCCAGGCGUGGAACCAGCACUUCUGGGCCCGGCAGAAUACCGCCUUCCAGCGGGAAAAAGAAGAAUUUAUCUACUCAAGACUGAAAGCCAAGGGUCUGGAAACGAGAGAUGAAGCAGGCCAGAAAGUGACAUUGAAUGCAGAGGAAAUGGCUGACUUUUACAAGGACUUCCUACGUAAAAAUUUUAGAAAGCAUUUGCAUUAUAACAGCUGCUUGUAGGUGAAGUUCAUGCCUUUAUGGGAUUGACAUCAUUAAGGUUCUGUGUGGGGUGCCAGACCCGUUCAUCUAAAGCCUGUUGAUGGAGUGAAGCAUUUAUCUGUUAGGUAAGUGGUGAGUUUUGAUUUAGAAUAUGUAAUAAAACCACUGUGAAAAGAUGUUAUUAAAAAUAAUCCAUCUGAAACUUUGAAUCUCUUUACCAAAACCACACACAUUUACUAAGAUAAUUACAUUUUCUGAAAUGCUAAAGGCCAUAUCAUUUUUUUUGCCAGUGUUGCAUUCAUUUUAAUAUUUUUGCUUGACUCUGAGCAGUUGUAGCAAUGCCAGCUGCUUUCAGAUAGUAUUGAUCAUAAAUCCUUUAUACAUCAAAGCAAGAAAGAAGAGCUCCCUUAGACUACUGAAAAUAAAUCUUUUCUGUGUCUAAAGGUCUGCUACAGUAAGUGAAACCAGUCAAAUAGAUCAAAGAGUGACUUUUCAGUGCACAUUUCCUGCGUAUAGGAAAAAUGGAGAGGAGUGUUCUUAUCAUUUAGGUAUUUAGCUAAUCCUGUCAGAAGUAGCAGCAAUAUUUCUUAUUUAGUAGUGUCAGCGUGUGCCUUUUUUAAUCCAUCUCCUCAGUAAGUACAUAAUAAAGCAAAAAUGUUUUGCUAAUAUUCAAGUAAUUCUAGAUAGUUUGUAUUGGGGAUGGCUGCGUGCUGAUAAUCUUUGGGUUUUUGCUAAUCACUGAAUUUCUCUACUGAAGCAUUAAUUUCUGUGGAAUAUGAGAGGAGUAGGAAGAAUUGUCAAAUGGGAAUUGACGGGCAGAACAGCUGAAGGUUGGUUUGAAGUGAUUCCAGCACCCUUAUGUAUGACUGACAAGGAUCUGAACAGCUUAGAAUUUUUGAAAUUAAAUACAGUUCUUAAUUUUAUUGGGAGUUUUAAAAAUAGUGGGAGGAAUUACUGAGAAUCUUUAACUGAAAAUUGCUAGUGGAAAAAAACUUUGUUCAGAAGUCCAGUUUGUAAUAAGGAGGCUGACCUGCUCUGGCUCUGUUUCAAGGUGGACUGUUCUGUAUGCAGUGUUCAGUUUCCACUAUUGCUAAGCAAUCCUGCUAUCUUCCAGAGCAAUCUGGUUUAGCCAAACAGGGACUUACUUUACAUCAUGCACAGAGUCCAAGGGGCACUUGUUUGCAUGAAGGCUGGCAGGUUGAAAAGUUUUCAGGAAAAAAUACUUUAUGUCUGGACCUGUAAUACACAUGAAUUAAAUUUUAUAUUAGAAUGAUACCCUCUGAUGGCUGUAAUCUGAUUCACAGAACAAUAAACUCAAAAAUAUUCAGGUUCAGUUCUUUAAAGGAAAAAAUAAUAAAUAUGAACUACUUUUUCUUGUAAGUUUAUUUCUUAAUUAUUUUCUUAUUUCUUAAUAUGAUUUUUAAGAAGAUGGAAUGUGAUCCUCUUGAAAUACUCAUUAAUAUUCAUUAUUGUAGGAAUUACUUCUUUGUGCUCUGACUUUGCAUUCAUUAAUGGAUUAAGAUUAAGUAUUCAGAGAUUUAGUUGAUUGAUCUAUUCAAGUGGCAGAUGCUGUGGAAAUGCAGCAGUACUUUUUGUUAGAAGUACUGAAGAAAAAAUGACAUUAUUUGUUUUUGUAUGAUCUUAUUUAAGAGAAAUAUUUUAUAGUACUGCUGCUGUCAAAAUCAGUUUUAGAAACCAUGCAAAUGCUCUGAAGACAAAGUCUUUGUUUCUUACAGCUGCUCGUGUUGUCUUAGUGGUACAAGCUGAUACACAUUGGAUCUCUUUUCUUACACUCUGAAGGGGAAGGAAGGCACAGUGAUUUUUCCCUGCUGAUGUACUCUGGUCCUCAUCCUUAGGGUUGGCUCGGAUGUGUUCUCAGGAGGGUCUGAAAUGGCAGGAGACAGCAAGAAUGACCGUGAGCAUUGCUUGGCUGUUGGGACUGCUGGCAAGCAAUUAGCAUUUAGCAUAAAGUUGAGCAGUCCUGGAACUACUUUGAAUCAGCCAUGAGUGGUAAGAGUUUCCAACAGCCCCCAUGCCUGUCAAGAAUUGCUGGCGUUCAGCAGUGGUCUGUUCACACAACCGCCUCCAGAGGAUCUACGGAUAUGAUUCAGCUGCAGAACUGGCUGUGAUAACUUUCAUCAGCUGAGCCAGAACACAUCAACAGGCAAGAUGCAAGCUUCAGAACCAUGAGAAAUUCAGGUCACUGUUCAUACCACGUUGUUAAAGAACUUUGUUGACAAAUUUUAGCUCCAUCUUUGCUUUAAAAACAAACAAACAAAAAACAUCUCACCCCUGAAGAUAUCCAUAUGAUGACUGAUGUAUGGCAUACAUUGGCUGUUUUUAAAGAAAUCCAGAAAAAUUACAGAUUUUAGUGUCUAGAACAAUUUGGAAGAUUGAAAAUCUAGAUUCCUUCUCCAAUGAAUACGAAAGAAAAUGUCUUCUGGAUGUCUUUUAUCUACCAAAAUAUUACAUAUUUAAUAUAUGUCUGGAAAUCCUCCAGUUUCCUUAGGCCUCAUGAAAUUUUUACCAUGAAAAACAGGACGAAAUACUAAGCUGACUAUGAUAUGAGUAAAUAGCCACAGGUGUUAAUUUAUGUUAAAGGAGAAUUCGGCUCACUUCAAAGAAAAAAAUCAGCUCUGCCGUAGGAUAUUAUAGAGCAAUUUUAAUUGAAAGACAGUAAAAAUUAAUGCUUUGCUGCUUCUUCUCCAGUGCUGUUGGGAAAAGAGGGGUGUAUAUGGUGUGACACCUGGAGACUUGCCAAGCAUGCCUAAUAGUUACUACAGCAUUGCAGCUAUACAUCUGAUUGAAUUAAGUUCUGUAGUCAUAGAACUGAGUAAACCAGGCUGAUGCUGACAGAGUCUGACUGAAAGGUAGCUGUUGAAGAGGGCAUUUUUCCAUCUUGGGAAGAUUUUUCUCUGUCUUUUGAAUCACGAGGUUCUCACUUUCUUUAAAAGCAGCAAAGAAUCUUAUCUAGGGCCUUGAGUCUAUAGGCAUUAUCCAACCACCACUCAGAACCCGACAUUCAGUUUCAUCUGUAAUUAAUAAUGUAAUUUCAACCUUUAGUUCUUGCAUGCAUUUACAUGUAAAUUAGAAAGGCAAUCUCAAUUAUUUACAGUAUGAGCUUUGUUGUAAGGCACUGCCCAUUAGUUUUCAUGAGCAAAAAAUCAAAGAGAGAGAAGGGAAAUCAAAUUAACAGCAUUCCAGCCUCCUUGGCUGCAAAGUGAGUGGGAUGGGAAAAGGCAAAUGUGUGAACUGUCUGUUAAAGAUACUUAAGAGUGCUUUCUGCAUCCAGGCAUUAUAAACCUGGCAGUAAUGUUGUUAUGGUUUUAGAGUUAAUUGUAAGGAUGUGGGGCACAUUAAAUUGCUGUUCACAAUAGAACAGUUUACUGGGUGGAUUUCUGGUCAGUGUUACAUGCUGAUGAAAGAAGAUAGUUCUGUAUGAGUCACAAGAGUUUUCAAAUAUAUGGUCAUGGUAUAUUGUUGGCCCUUUAGCUGGUAGUAACAAGCAUGACUCUGUAUAGGCAAUAGAUUUCACUUUCGUGGCUAAUUUGUUUAUACCAGCUGUUCCCAGAUUUCUCAUAGUGUUUAUUAAGGCAUGUUUCAGUUCCUGUUUACAGUAUGUUAUUUUCAAUAGCUAGGGCUUGAUAAGCUGUGUAAAACUGCACUUACUACUGAAGCAAUUUCAAUGUAUUUUAAGCUUUCAUUAAAACAUAGGCUUUUAAUUUUGUUAGAAUAUUACAGAUUCAAAAUCUAGAACACUGCAGGUGGCAUGUUCCAGCAAUUCCCUGGAAUUUCCCCACAGGACUUGUCGCCUGAUGUGGCUGAGGGAACCAUAUAUGUAACCAAAGUGCUUCUAACAGCCCAGCUGUUUCAGAUGAUGAUGUGUUUUAGAGGACCCUUGUGACAUAGAUUUUUUUUUUUUUUUUCCUCUUGAAAAAAAUUACUAAAAGCUCUACUUUCUGUGAACUGAAUUAUAAACAGCUGGCCACGAAAGACAAAGGUCAAGGAAUCCUGCUUUUAAUUCCUAUCUCCAAAUAUUUCUUCUCUAAAGCAAAAGUCUAGCCUCAGAAUAUCUCUGAUGACUGGCAUGCUGAUGACAUAACUGCCUUUUCUUUAGCCAGUUUCUGCAUGAGUUUCUACUCAUCUCAGUUGCAUCUAGCCAUGUAGACACAUGAAAAACUUUCAGAACAUGAUCUGAUGCAGCAGUAUUUGCCAGAUUUGAUGUUUGUCAGUGAAUAGCAUCCCUUUGCUAGCACUUUUCUAUUGGUCUCUUAAACACCAAUACACAGAUGUAUGAGGAAUCCCUCUCUUCACAAAAAGAAAUAAACAGCUACAAGGCUGGUUUCUAAUGUCCUAAUGUAAUAAGCAUCGAAGUAUGGAUGGGCUGGGUCAGAGAUGGACCCUAUAGAGAUCCUGGGGUGAACUGUGGAAGCCAAGUCCUUGAGAUUGUCUGAAUCAUGUAGGGAGCUGAGAAAAAGGCACAAAAAGGGAUUUAAAGCCAUUCUUCCCAUACCCCUUCUCCCCAGGGGUGCCAAAUUCUCCUCCAGACUUUUUGAGGAUUGUCCAGAUCUGAGUUUUUCAAGAAUAUUUGCUCUCAGGUAGUUGUGAUAGACAAGUCUGUAGAGAAAGAAACAGAUGAUCCAUUAUGUAGGAGUGACUUAGCCCAGUGUUUUAAGUCUGAGACUUGACAGCAGUGGUGGUUUUCUAUAUCAUAGUGAACGUACAAAAGUGAAGAGUGUGUCUAUUGAACUUAAUACGUUUCAAUGGAUUUCUCUACGAUGCGGAAAGAAAAGGUUACAUUAAAGCAGAUUUCAAAAAAAA
Meleagris gallopavo (turkey) is the source of this 5269-nucleotide messenger RNA. Lineage: Eukaryota; Metazoa; Chordata; Aves; Galliformes; Phasianidae. The record is from RefSeq and is a predicted model, not a curated record.